AUGGAAACGGGUGUCUCUGUGUUGGCAGGGGCGACGGGUGAUAUUAUAGGCAGCAACAUCGACAUCCAGGCAAGUGUUCACACAGACGGGGGAUCUCGUGCUCUAGGACUACUUAUUAAACAUUGCUGCAUCGGAGCGCAGCUUGACUCGAAUGAACGAUUCGAUCCGCCCAGAUGCGACCCAAUGACCCGCGUGACGAUCACGAAGGAGAUGAUGGAUUGGGUGGCUGGAGGGGAUGAGUCUGCGUCGGCCAUGAUUCUCCACGGUCCCGCUGGGGUAGGCAAAUCGGCUCUGGCUCAGUCUGUCGCCGAAAUAUGUCAACAGGAGGGGCGCCUCGCUUCCACCCAUUUCCUAUCGCGCACUGCCCUGAACCCGAUGCGAAGUAAUGGGAACGCGGUCAUCCCGACGCUCGUUUACCAACUUAUUCAAGUGUUCCCGUGGCUUAAGUACCCUGUACUCAAGGAGAUCGAGGACAACCCAGGGAUCCUCGAGUUAUCACGCGCCGUUCAGAUGGACCGCCUCUUCAUCAAACACUUCAAUCAGACAUUCGUUCCAUUCUCCGCAGAUUUAACCAAACCACGAUUGGUUGUCCUGGAUGGGCUCGACGAAAGCAGCGAUCCCGACAUCCAAUGCGACCUACUUCGCCUCUUCAUCACUGCUCUCCCCCGACUUUCGUAUCCUUUCCGCUUUCUCAUUGCAUGCCGACCAGAGUCCCAUCUCAUGGCCGUCAUUAAUCGUGACCCCGCUUUUCAGACCGACCACAUCCGCCAAAUUGAUCUCGGUGAGGACCCAGACUCCGCAGUCGACAUAUGUGUAUUUCUUCUGAACGAAUUCGAGAGGAUUCGAAACACGCACUCGCUUGGGCAGUACCUUCCCGAACAGUGGCCAAGUCAACACGAAAUCAUGGCCCUUGUUCAGCGUGCGUCGGGACAAUUCAUCUAUGCCAACACCGUCAUCAGAUUCCUUCGCUCCCCGAAAAAGAAGCCUGACAACCAAUUGAGGAUCGUCCUUGGCCUUGCCCCUUCACCGAACUCCAAUAGUCCCUUUGGAACGCUAGAUGCGCUGUAUCGGCACAUUCUUUCCGGAGUCAAGGACAUCUCCAUCCUGUGGUCCAUCCUUGGAAUGAUCCAGCUUCGUGCGACCCCGACCGUCAUCGCGAAAGGCGUGUUCUAUCCCAUCUCCAUAACUUCUGGCAUCAACUACCCAAGUCCAUCCUUUCUUGAGAAAGCCCUGAAUCUCAAUCAUGGAGAAAUAAACUUUCAUCUCGAAGAAUUAGCCUCGGUUAUUAAGGUCGUAUCUAGGGAUGCAGAAAUUAAGGUCUUGUAUGCAUCACUCCUGGAUCUCCUGCUCGAUCCGGUGCGCGCCGGCGACCUCUCCCUCGAUCUGUCCUUGACCCAUAGGACGAUCGCCGAGUCCUACCUAAGCGAGAUGGACUUCGUAUCACGAGAUCUUCGAGCCGAUCCUGGGCCUAUGGCCGUCAUUUUUGCACUUUUAUCAUUCUUUUAUCACUGUCGAUGUGCCAAACUCUCGCCAAGAAUUGUCGAUACCAUGGGCCACGCAGUCCCCUUCUUUUUGACCUACUAUAGCGAUGUUGAUAGACUUGGCCUCAACUUCUUGGGCGGUUUUGUAGAGGCAUGUUUGAGAAACAUUGGCCAGGUAUUCCGAAAUAAGGACUAUCCCCGCCGCCCGCCGUCUCGUGGCUUAAUGGAUUCAAUAGCUCUGUUAUGGCAUCACUUUGGUGAUUGUCCAUCAAGCAUCGAUGCUAAUACCACAGAGAAUCUACCGUACAAAGAGAAGAUGAUGGCGAUUUUCCAACCCAUGGUGGACACCCUCCGAUUCGUUCUUACUUAUGUUGCCUCGGAAUCACGCCGUGGAAGAACAUUCGUGGAUUCCGUGAAGGAUUGGACGACAGGAUUCAUGUGGUUUAUAAAUGGCAACUCUGCGAGGCGAGCUCCCGGGGAUCUUGAAUUAGCCUGGGAGCUGACAGGAAACGGGCCAGAAACCCCCCUUUACACGCAAGGUGCCAUGCGUGCAGCGGCUUUUCUUGUCUUCGUCCAAAUGAUAUGCCGCUGCACGGACCCAAACGUGAUAAACGACCCAGACCCGCCUUCAUUCUGGGCUAUCACAUUCCUGAAGCUCGCUCUGCGCGACAAGGAAAACGGGUUUGAAUCGAUAGACGCUGCAACAUUAUUAAUCGCCCUUCUGCUUCUGCGUUAUUGCCGUUCCAACACCAGUCGCUCUCAAUUAGAAUUUGGGAAUAGCACGGAUUUCUUGCUGCGAUUCCAUUCAGGAUACCUGGCUUUGGAUCCGUCCCCAGGUUUAUUCAACUUUCCUAAACUUAUGAAGGCCUUCCAAGCACUGUCCGAAGGGAAGAACACUUAA
Messenger RNA from Cyclocybe aegerita, 2382 nucleotides. The record is from the annotation of a GenBank genome assembly. NCBI's taxonomy places the organism in Eukaryota, Fungi, Basidiomycota, Agaricomycetes, Agaricales, Hemipholiotaceae.